Messenger RNA from Platichthys flesus (European flounder), 3754 nucleotides. RefSeq names its product metabotropic glutamate receptor 8-like. Gene Ontology annotation, biological process: G protein-coupled glutamate receptor signaling pathway; regulation of synaptic transmission, glutamatergic. The coding region runs from base 1 to 2028 and encodes 675 amino acids. Gene Ontology annotation, cellular component: membrane. Lineage: Eukaryota; Metazoa; Chordata; Actinopteri; Pleuronectiformes; Pleuronectidae. Gene Ontology annotation, molecular function: group III metabotropic glutamate receptor activity. The transcript has 9 exons. The record is from RefSeq and is a predicted model, not a curated record.
AUGUGCACUACCUUUCACUACCUCCGUGGGGUCUGCAUCGCCCAGUCACUGAAGAUUCCUCGGGAGCCGAGACCCGGCGAGUUCGACAAGAUCGUCCUGCGACUGAUGGAGACACCCAACGCCCGUGCUGUCAUUAUGUUUGCCAAUGAGGACGACAUCCGGCGAGUCCUGGAUGCGGCGAAACGCAACAACCUGACGGGCCACUUCCUGUGGGUGGGCUCUGACAGCUGGGGCUCAAAGAUCUCUCCAGUGGUCCAGCAGGAGCGGGUGGCGGAGGGCGCCAUCACCAUCCUCCCCAAGAGGGCGUCAGUGGAUGCGUUCGACCGCUACUUCAAGAGCCGCUCUCUCUCCAACAACCGAAGGAACGUCUGGUUUGCUGAGUUCUGGGAGGAAAAUUUCAGCUGCAAGCUGGGGAUGCACGGCAAGAGACUAGGCAGCCCCAAGAAAUGUACAGGGUUGGAGAAAGUCGGCCGUGAGUCCACCUACGAGCAGGAGGGGAAGGUGCAGUUUGUGAUGGACGCUGUGUACGCCAUGGCCCACGCUCUGCACCAUAUGCAUCGCGAGCUCUGCGCCGGAUCCCCUGGGCUGUGUCCGCGUAUGGCCAACAUCGAUGGCAAAGAACUGCUGGCUCACAUCUGCGCCGUUAACUUCAAUGGAAGUGCAGGGACUCCUGUCAUCUUUAACAAGAAGGGCGAUGCCCCUGGACGCUACGACAUCUUCCAGUAUCAGAUCAACGACGGCCUGACAGCAGAGUACAAGGUCAUCGGACACUGGACCAAUCAGCUGCAUCUAUAUAUGGAGGCCCUGCAGUGGACAAGCGGCGAAUCCUCUCUUCCUGUCUCUGUGUGCAGUCAGCCCUGCCGGACUGGCGAGAGGAAGAAGGUGGUGAAGGGCGUCCCAUGCUGCUGGCACUGUGAGCGCUGUGAGGGAUACCACUUCCAGGCCAGCGAAUUCACCUGCGAGCUCUGCCCCUACGAAAAGAGACCAGACCAGAAUCGCACCGGCUGCCAAUCCAUUCCCAUCAUCAAACUGGAGUGGCACUCGCCCUGGGCGCUUGUUCCAGUCUUCAUUUCCGUGCUGGGGAUCAUUGCCACUACCUUCGCCAUUGUCACCUUUGUCCGCUACAACGACACCCCUAUCGUGCGCGCCUCAGGGCGGGAGAUGAGCUAUGUACUUCUGACAGGUAUCUUCCUGUGCUACAUCAUCACCUUCCCCAUGAUCGCUGCACCUGAUGUCGCCGUCUGCUCGUUCCGGCGCAUCUUCCUUGGCCUCGGCAUGUGCUUCAGCAAUGCUGCGCUGCUCACCAAGACAAACCGCAUCCACCGCAUCUUUGAGCAGGGCAAGACGGCAGUGACAGCACCACGCUUCAUCUCACCUGCCUCCCAGCUUGUCAUCACCUUCUCACUCAUCUCAGUCCAGCUCCUGGGCGUCCUAUUGUGGUUCACUAUCGACCCACCGCACACUUUUGUGGAUUAUGGAGAGCAGCGGACUCAGGAUCCUGAGAACGCACGUGGCGUGCUCAAGUGUGACAUAUCUGACCUGUCGCUCAUCUGCUCUCUGGGAUACAGCAUCCUCUUGAUGGUCACGUGCACCGUAUACGCCAUCAAGACACGUGGCGUGCCAGAGACCUUCAACGAGGCCAAACCCAUUGGAUUUACUAUGUACACAACCUGCAUUAUCUGGCUUGCAUUCAUCCCCAUCUUCUUUGGCACAGCACAGUCAGAAGAGCGGAUGUACAUCCAGACGGCCACGCUGACCAUCUCCCUCAGCCUCAGCGCCUCCGUCUCUCUGGGCAUGCUCUACAUGCCGAAGGUCUACAUCAUCGUCCUACACCCUGAGCAGAACGUCCCGAAACGCAAGCGCAGCUUUAAGUCCAUCGUCACCGCCGCCACCAUGACCAGCAAGCUGUCACAUCUGGCAGCUGAGCGGCCUAACGGCGAGGUGAAGACGGAGCUGUGUGAGGGCGUGGAGGCCAGCGUGCCUCCGACAAAAACCACCUACGUCAGCUACACCAACCACGCCAUGUGAGGGAACGAUACCCUGGAUAAAAGGACCUCCUUCACAGGGAGUUUUCUGUCAGACAGAGGAGAUGUCACCAGAGCCAGGACAGGGAUGCUCUGCAUAAUGUGAAGCAACAGAGCAGCUGACAAAUUGGACCAACACUUGUGUGGUGUCUUUGUGUUUACAGACCGGCUUGUAAGGCUUGUAAGGACGCGUGGAAGCUAUAGGAUGGUAACCUGGAAAAAGAAGUCCUCAAAAAGAAAUACUAAAAAAGAAAUUAUGGAGACCAACCAUACUUGUUGUUAUUCUAAUUGUACGUAAACAAAAUUGUGGUUGUGAAAACUUCUGAUUCUUGUCUCAUGUCGUGCGUCCGUCGACCUGCAUUUUGAGAUGAGUCCGUCGGUGUUCUCGGGUAACUGAACCGUUGCUUUUGGUUGUGAAAUGUCUAAAUGCCAUGGUUGAACUGAAGCAUGCUACUUUUUAUACAAAUGAUUUAUUUAUAAUAAAAGAAUGUUUCUGUAGUCUGUGUCGUCUUUGGGUCUGUUUGGUCAGUUUACAUCUGAGCUGAAACAUAAAAACUGUAUGUGAGAAUGCAAAAGUGCGAGUGAGUUUCCCGUUUCCACCCCAUCAUAAAACUCUGGAAAAAUAUCUGGCCCGGUGUCAAUGGGCGUUAAACGAAGACAUGUGAUCACCACAACAGAAUUCAAACAUUGCGCCCUGCGUUACCCCUCACCCGAAUCAUAUGGAGAUAUAUGUGUUUUGAAUAUGUCUGAGCGGAGAAUCUCCUGCUGCGAUGCUCAUUUGUGAAAGUCUCUAUUGGGCCGACAUUCUCCAGAGUUCAUGUCUGAAAACAGCUACGGUACUUCUGCUCCAGAAAUGCUACUGUUCUUUCUGUGUGAGUCUCUUGACGCUUGUGUGGUCAACACUCUUAUCAUAUCCACAAACUGUGGCAGUCUAGCACAUACACCAGCAUUGUUGCUGGGUGGUGGAUAGUUUGAGGCUUUAUAGUUAAAUUCGACAAAGAUUCUAGACUAUAUCCAAGUUGUUUUUACAGUAAGAGGCUUUGAAAGUAGCUGAUGCAGAAAAUGUGAUAAGAGACCGGACCUACAGUAUAUAUUCAAAAGAUGAAAGGAAACUAUACCCAACACUAUACGUCCCAGUAUGGUGAAAGCUGCAGAGCAGGAAAUGAACAGAAACUCCAUCUGCGCUAGAUUUGACCUUUCACAUCAUGCAAACCUGGGUCUGGCAGGAAACUCAGCACAGUGUGCGCCUCAUUACAGACUUUUAAAAACCCAGCUGAUGUGAUCGAUACGUGCAGUGGAACAGGAGAGGCCGGAUCAAUACGAGCUGCCAGGGUGAACUCCUCAUGCAUGUAAUGAAUAUUUCUGUGUCUCCUGGAAGAGAAGUAGAGCAGGACAGGUACAGUCUGUGAUGAAGCCUGCGGGCUUCCUGCUUUCAUUUCCCUAGGCGCUGCUCUCAUUUCUGCCGUUUGCAGUCAGCUGAAAGAAAAGAGGCUUUGUCUCUGCACUGCAAUGAAUACUGAAGAUGAAACUGCUCAUCUGAAUUUCUACACAGGUUUGAUUUUAGGUUCCGUCUAAUCCAAAGUUCACUGUCCUCAGGCGCAGUUGCAAAUUGGAAUUUCCUGCUCCAAUAUGUCUGAACACUUUCUGGAAGGAACUCCAGGUGUCUCCCUGUUUUUUAUUGUUCUGACAACUGUAUUUAUGAGCACACACUCUCAUUAGGUGUGGAAAAU